Messenger RNA from Microdochium trichocladiopsis, 1641 nucleotides. RefSeq names its product adaptor complexes medium subunit family protein. The transcript is spliced from 2 exons. The record is from RefSeq and is a predicted model, not a curated record. Bases 1 to 1641 code for a protein of 546 amino acids. Gene Ontology annotation, biological process: endocytosis; intracellular protein transport. Gene Ontology annotation, cellular component: clathrin adaptor complex; cytoplasmic vesicle. Lineage: Eukaryota; Fungi; Ascomycota; Sordariomycetes; Xylariales; Microdochiaceae.
AUGAACGGAGCUAUCGAGGCAUUGCACAUCUUUGAUGAGCACAGACGGAGCCUCCUGUCACACACCUACACAUCCCGACCACUCUCGGCGGCUCACCUCCUCCCGCUGUAUCUCCAACACCCCAGUCCUCGGCCGAACGUAAUAUACCUGUCGAACACGAACCCGCCGACCCUCGUCUUCAGCUUGAUACACGCAAACCUACUCUACCUCGCCACGACAUCGACCGAGAUAGAACCAUUGCUCGUGCUCGAAUUUCUCCACCGUGUCGUUGACGCUCUCGAAGAGUUCCUCGGAGCGCCAGUCCUGGCGCACAAGAUCGAGGCGAGCUACGAUGUCGUCGCACAGCUCCUCACCGAGAUAUGCGACGCCGGAACAGUCAGCACUACAGAGCCGAACGCCUUGAGGGACGUCAUAGAGGUCGAGGGCUUGCUUGACAAGUUCCUGGGCAGCAUCAAUCUACCCGGAAAGCCGUCCUUUGCUGCAGCAAACACUCCAAUGCCGUCCGUGCUUUCCCAAAACGCACCAGCACUGCCCUGGCGACGGGCGAAUGUGCGUCAUACUUCCAACGAGCUUUACGCCGACGUCGUCGAGACCCUAUCGGUUACCCUCGCACCGUCGGGCCGGCCCAUCGCCGCUUUUGCAAAUGGCACGAUAGCAUUCACGUCAAAAGUCUCCGGGGUACCUGAUAUUUCAAUGAACCUGACCGGGCCGUCUGGCAAGCAUAAUCUGAGCACCAUCAUGGACCUGCCCGUGUUUCACCCUUGCGUGCGACUGAGCAAGUGGAAGUCCAGCCCUGGCGAGCUCAGCUUCAUCCCUCCGGACGGCCGCUUCACGUUGGCUGGUUACGAGGUGGACCUUCUGCCCUUGGCAGAUGGCAAAGCCAGCAAUUACAACCCGAACAGCCUGAAGCUGCCGGUCAGUGUUGAGGUCAAGACGGGAUUAGGUACUACGGGAUCCGAUUUUGAAGUUCGUCUCAGCAUCAACAAGGUAUUUGGGGUGUCCGGGUCGAUGGCGCCCGGGCUAUCAAGCAGGCCAGGAGCGUCCGUGGGCAGAGGAUUUGGAGGAGGGCCGCAACCGGGCACGGCCGCGUCGCCAUCUCUGGAAGAGGUCACAGUCACGAUACCGCUGCCGCCAGAUGUGCGGAACCUGACGGACGUACGAGCGAGUCGGGGCGAUGCCAACUUUAGCCCUGGUGACCAGAACAUCGAAUGGCACAUCCCACAGAAGGAGCUCUCUAUCGGCACAUCACAAUUCGUUCUCCGAUGCUCUGUGGUGGGAAACCUGGCGGACGAGGAUGAGGGCGACGAUGAAGAUGCGGACCCUGCCGGCUUUGGGUUUGGUAAGGACUACUCUUAUGACGAUGCAUACCAAGCUUCGUCUGAGUCCAAGAAGGCACCUGAGAGUAAGGACAGCCGGGCAGAUGCAGAGCGGGACGCGAGAAAGGUGGCGCAGAACAAGACGCUGAUGCCAAGUUCGGCGUCCGUGAGCUUCUCGGUCAAAGGUUGGCUGGCGAGCGGGAUCAAGGUGGAGAGCAUCCUGAUCGACACGCGCAAGAGCCGAGGUCUUGGUGAAGGGGUCAAGCCGUACAAGGGCGUAAAAUACCUGACGAUCAGCAAGGGCGGCGUAGAGAUUAGAUGCUAA